AUGUUUUUAAGUCCUUUUCUUGAUAAAGACACUAUUUAUGUUCAGGAAGCCGCCUUACCGAAAAAGACACUCUUUAUGUUCCAUCUCACUCCCCAAGCUGAAGCAUCCGAUAUCAUCGAUUUCUUUAAAGAUGUUGGACAAGUUGUUCGUGUUCGACUUGGAGUAAACCGGAAGUGUAUUCGCAGGUGCGUUGGCUUUGUUGAGUUUGCUUCUGCUAACGAAGCAAAGAAGGCGUUGCAGAAGAAGAACGGUGAAUAUUUGCUCGAUCGUCAGAUUUCUCUGGUUAAUAAGGGAGCUACCCCAUCCAAAGUUUUGAUGUCAUUACAGAAGAUUAACACUAUAGUAUUGCAUAGAACACACGGUUUGGUAAGGGAUCUAACUACUUGCCUCUUUAGUUUGUUAUCAAGAGCACAUUGGGCGAAAUUUUUCGUACACAUGGAAAAAUCACAAAAGUGUUCGACUUAUUGUAAACCACGAGGCAUCAAUUUCUUCAAAGAUGUUGGAGAAGUUGUUCAUGUUCGACUUAUGGUAGACUACAAUGGCAAGCAUGUGGGCGAGGGCUUUGUUGAGUUUGAUUCUACUAACGAAGCAAAUAAGGCGCUGGAAAAGAAGAACUGUGGAUAUUUGCACGAUUGCCAGAUUUUUCUUGAUGUUGUUAAGACAGAACCAGAUCCUCCACGACCCAUCUAUAAAUUCUUCAAGAAUGUUGGAGAAAUUGUUCGUGUUCGACUUAUUGUAACCCGCGAGGGUAGGCGUUUGGGAUGUGGCUUUGUUGAGUUUGCUUCUGCUGACGAAGCAAAGAAGGCGGUACAAAAGAAAAAUGGUUGGAGGAUUUAUGUGAACAUGGCUGAGAUUGCUCCAUACCCUUUCCGAGCCAAGUACAAACUUGCAGAGAAGCUCGCAAAGAGGCUUUGGUAA
This is a messenger RNA of Thlaspi arvense, 918 nucleotides long. Lineage: Eukaryota; Viridiplantae; Streptophyta; Magnoliopsida; Brassicales; Brassicaceae. The record is from the annotation of a GenBank genome assembly.